Messenger RNA from Linderina pennispora, 612 nucleotides. RefSeq lists its product as uncharacterized. The record is from RefSeq and is a predicted model, not a curated record. NCBI's taxonomy places the organism in Eukaryota, Fungi, Kickxellomycota, Kickxellomycetes, Kickxellales, Kickxellaceae. The transcript has a single exon. Bases 1 to 612 code for a protein of 203 amino acids.
AUGCGUUCCGCUGCCGCCAGUCAGACACCAACCGGCCGCACUACCAUUUCAGUCACCUUGCCGUGGAUGGCUUGCAAUGAACAAACGCGAUUGCCUGCUGCCGCCGCUGCGCCGCUGCUCUACCACCACCCACUACCACCACUGCCACUCCAUACCACCACCACUAUCAGCGACUACUGCAGCAGUUGCGCAGUCGGCAAGCACGUCUCGGAGCCGGCCACUGCAAUCACAACCCACUGGUUGAAUCCUGAUUCACACCAACCCGACACAUCCUCCCUCGUUGUCGAGCUCGGCGCCUGGUUCGGCAUGCCCUGCCGCUGGUCGCGGCUCUCCGUCGGCCUCUCGGGCUCCUCAACGCCGACGAAGCGGGCACAGUGCCAACAACGGGCCGGCUGCCUUCAAGCUUGCCGCUCGCGAGUGCGCUGCGUGAAGCAGACGACAACAAGUGGCUCGCGUGCGAACACAUCUUCUGCCGACACCCACGGAUUCCAGAUCAGCACGCCUGCGGGGGGAGGUUAUUGGACUUUAUGUUCGCGCGACGCAAGGGACCUGCGAGAAGGAAACCCAAGGAUCAACGACGCAUCCAAGGCGCCGUUAGCUUCCUCGCAAUAG